Microthlaspi erraticum is the source of this 1680-nucleotide messenger RNA. NCBI's taxonomy places the organism in Eukaryota, Viridiplantae, Streptophyta, Magnoliopsida, Brassicales, Brassicaceae. The record is from the annotation of a GenBank genome assembly.
AUGUCUAGGAGAUUAGCCAUGGAAUCGUUUCGUCGCGCUCAUCGCGUUGAUGUACGAACCCUAAUUUCAAGUGCCGUAUGCAAUCGUACAGUUUGCACAGCGUCAAAGGAUCUUCCGUCAGCUUACUUAGCACAGUACGAAUCAUCAUCAUCAUCAUCGAAUCAUGGUGCUGUGGAUGAGAGUUAUGUCCUCGCUGAACUAUCAUCACUGCUUCCGAUUUCAUCUAAACUCUCAGUAACCAAAGACGAGAGCAUUUCGAUGAAUCAAAUAGCCGUUGAUUCGUUUCUGUCGCCGGAAGAGAAACUCAGAGGUGUGUUUCUUCAGAAACUGAAAGGGAAAUCUGCAAUACGUAAGGCUUUGAGUAGUCUCGGUAUCGAUUUGAGUAUCGACAUUGUUGCUGAUGUUGUGGAUAGAGGGAAUUUAAGUGGUGAAGCAAUGGUUACAUUCUUCAAUUGGGCGAUUCGCGAGCCUGGUGUGUGUAAAGAUGUUGAUAGCUAUAAAGUGAUUUUAAUAGCGUUAGGAAGAAGAAAGUUCUUCUCUUUCAUGAUUGAUGUUUUGCGAGAAAUGGCGUGUGAAGGUGUUACUCCUGAUCUGCAGUGCUUAACCAUUGCUGUGGAUAGUUUCGCUAGAGCUCAUUACGUGCGUAGAGCGAUAGAACUGUUCGAGGAAAGCGAAGGUUUUGGUGUGAAAUGUAGUAGCACCGAGUCUUUCAAUGCGCUGUUGCGGUGUCUCUGCGAGCGUUCUCAUGUUACUGCUGCGAGCUCGGUGUUUAAUGCGAAGAAAGGGAAGAUAGCUUUUGAUAGUUGCACUUACAAUGUUAUGAUUAGUGGAUGGUCGAAGCUCGGUGAGGUUGAGGAAAUGGAAAAGGUUUUGAAGGAGAUGGUUGAGAGUGGGUUUGGUGCCAACUGUUUGUCUUUCAGCUACCUUAUCGAAGGGUUGGGAAGAGCCGGUCGUGUUAAUGACUCCGUUGAGAUCUUUGAUAGUAUGAAGCAAAAGGGUUGUGUUCCGGACGCUAAUGUGUACAACGCAAUGAUCUGUAAUUUCAUGUUUGCUCGAGAUUUUGAUGAGUCUGUGAGGUGUUACAGAAGGAUGAUUGAUGAAGGAUGUGAACCGGAGUUGGAGACUUAUUCCAAGCUUGUCUCUGGGCUUAUUAAAGGCCGUAAGGUUGCUGAUGCGCUUGAGAUGUAUGAAGAGAUGUUGUCAAGAGGGAUUGUUCCCACCACAGGGCUUGUUACCUCUUUCCUCAAGCCGCUUUGCAGCUACGGUCCGCCACACGCUGCAAUGGUUAUCUAUCAGAAAGCGAGGAAAGUUGGGUGUAUGAUAUCUGAAAGUGCGUAUAAGUUGUUGCUCAAGCGGCUAUCGGGAUUUGGGAAAUGUGGGACACUGUUGAACGUGUGGGACGAAAUGCAGGAGUGUGGAUAUCUUUCCGAUGUGGAAGUCUAUGAGUAUAUCGUUGAUGGGCUCUGUAACAUUGGGCAUCUGGAGAAUGCUGUGCUUGUGAUGGAAGAAGCCAUGCGUAAAGGGUUUUGCCCAAACCGCCUUGUUUAUAGUAGGAUUAGCAAUAAACUCAUGGCGUCGGAUAAAACAGAGUUGGCGUAUAAGCUGUUUCGGAAGAUCAAAGAGGCUCGUGUUAAAGAAAAUGCUCGCAGAUUCUGGCGACGAAACGGGUGGCACUUUUGA